UGGUAGCAUCAUGAGCUGGAGUAGAGAUUGGGUCCUCUGUUGACACCUGUCACAGCUGUGCCAGCACUGGUGUGGAUGACACUUGACAAGUGUGUUUUUUCCAUGGGUGGAUGGCUGGGCUGUUGAGCUGCCUGUCUCUUCAAGAUCCGACUCUGAGCCAGUGUGGAAGGGGCUCUGUCUCAGCCACCUGCAUGGAUGUCAGAAGCUGGGUUCGAAGAAGAUGGCCGUGCCCGCCUGGGCUGGUGUUGCUGGUCUUCACCUCUUUGCUCAGCUGCCUGCUCACCUCCUGCCAGGCCAAGGUCUUUGGUCGCUGUGCGUUGGCCUCUGUGCUGCAGGACUAUGGCCUGGAGGGCUACCGGGGCUACAGCCUGGCCGAUUGGGUUUGCCUUGCUUACUAUACAAGUGGCUUCAAUACAGCUGCUGUGGAUCAUGAAGCUGAUGGGAGCACCAACAAUGGCCUCUUCCAGAUCAACAGCCGGAAGUGGUGCAAAAAUCUCAAUGCACAGACCCCCAACUUGUGCCAGAUGUACUGCACUGACUUGCUGAAUCCAAACCUCAAAGAUACUGUUAUCUGUGCCAUGAAGAUAGCUCAGGAGCCUCUGGGUCUGGGUACUUGGGAGGCCUGGCGACAUCACUGCCAGGGCAAGGACCUCACUGACUGGGUGGAUGGCUGUGACAUCUAGGACCUACUCUGGAUGAACCAGCCAUGCAUGGCAAGCUGGGAGAUGUGGUUUGAUUCUUCAUACAGGCUUGGGGAGAUAAGCUGAAUAAUAAAGUUUAAUUUAACAUAAA
Erinaceus europaeus (western European hedgehog) is the source of this 792-nucleotide messenger RNA. RefSeq names its product sperm acrosome associated 3 (gene SPACA3). NCBI's taxonomy places the organism in Eukaryota, Metazoa, Chordata, Mammalia, Eulipotyphla, Erinaceidae. Gene Ontology annotation, biological process: fusion of sperm to egg plasma membrane involved in single fertilization. The record is from RefSeq and is a predicted model, not a curated record. Gene Ontology annotation, cellular component: acrosomal vesicle; sperm flagellum. Gene Ontology annotation, molecular function: lysozyme activity. The transcript is spliced from 5 exons. Bases 111 to 683 code for a protein of 190 amino acids.